Molecule: messenger RNA, 1372 nt
Organism: Mytilus trossulus (common blue mussel)
Lineage: Eukaryota; Metazoa; Mollusca; Bivalvia; Mytilida; Mytilidae
Exons: 2
Coding region: 263-1219 (318 amino acids)
Biological process (GO): protein neddylation
Cellular component (GO): nucleus
Molecular function (GO): NEDD8 transferase activity
Source: RefSeq, a predicted model, not a curated record
AAACAUUUCAUCGUGAUUUCAUCAUAAUAUUCUUUGGUAGUAACCGAUAUAAAAAGCCAACAACGCAUGAAAUAUUCAUUACACCACAAUAUGAAAUAGAUGAAUCAGUAGAAAUGAGAGAAAACGUGGAAGUCCUAUACUAAUUAUGUGACCAAGAAAAUCCAGACAAACGACCUCUCCGUCGUUUAGACAUGCUGAAUUGUUCGAUGUUGAAGUGGGCACAGGGAAUAUUCGCUGAACAGAACCGAGAAAAAAAUUAACCAUGGCGAGGACUUGCGCAAAAGAUUUACACAACCUUUUGAGGCAUCUAGGCAAACUAUCAGGAGGACAGGCCAAUAUAUGUGACUGGGACCCAGAUGAUUGUUCCACAUUUGAGCUGGAAAUAGCCCCUUCUGGGGGUCUAUAUGCAAGUGGCAAGUUUAAAUUCACGUUUAAGAUUUGCACAGAAAAUUAUCCAGAUGUAGUACCUGAAAUCAUCUGUACAACUCCAAUAUACCAUCCAAAUAUUGAUACCAUUGAAAAUAGCUUUGAAGAUACCAACAUUUGUGUAAGUUUACUAGACGAUUGGACCGAGGAUAAUGAUCUUGACGACUGCGUCCAAGCCUUGCUGUUUUUGUUCUAUAAUCCCAACACCGAAGACCCACUUUGCCCUAUUAUAUGUCCAGCUAUAACUGAGGAUGAGUUUGAGGACAAUGUCAGAAGAUCUUUGGAAGGUGGAGAUGUUGAGGGACAACAAUUUGAAACAAAUUAUGGUUACAUCGAUAACAAAAUAGUGAAGUCUACCGAUAAUAAUGAAGAAGAGGUCCAGAUUGAUGAUGAAAAAGUUGCCGAAACAGCAGAGAAAUCCGAAGAAUUGGUUGUAAAACGUGAAAUAGAAGUUAGUGUUGAAAACAACAAUGAAGUCAAACAGGCAAUUGAUUUGGAAACAGCUGAUAAAACAACAAACGAAAAUGCUUACGAUGACAGGGAGAUAUUAACAGCAUUAAACUCGGACAGACAAGAAAAGGAAACAAAAAUUUCAGAUCAAAAUGACUACAAAAUAAAAGCUACAACAGAAUUACAUCCACGUGACCAAGUAACUACGUUUUACACAAGAUACUCAAAACAUUCAAAUAAUAUUACACAACUAUACCAAACAUUUGACAAUCUAGUCCCUUAUCAUAUUCUUAUUUCAGUUAUGUGCACAUAUUUUAUAAGAAGGGUAUAUAAAUGGAGAUGAUAUCAAGGUGCUAUUAUAUUACAUGGUGCAUAAAAUAGAGAUUGUGUGCAAUAGUCAAUUUUAACUUAUCUACAUGUGUCUUUCAUUUUCCAUAUAUAUUUGUUUUAUUAUGACAGAAUUGAUUUAUACGAAUAAAAGUGUUUGCCAUUAAAU